This is a messenger RNA of Cotesia glomerata, 2081 nucleotides long. RefSeq names its product retinoic acid receptor RXR (gene Usp). Lineage: Eukaryota; Metazoa; Arthropoda; Insecta; Hymenoptera; Braconidae. The coding region runs from base 657 to 1940 and encodes 427 amino acids. Gene Ontology annotation, molecular function: nuclear receptor activity; zinc ion binding; nuclear steroid receptor activity. The transcript is spliced from 6 exons. Gene Ontology annotation, cellular component: nucleus; activator ecdysone receptor complex. Gene Ontology annotation, biological process: cellular response to ecdysone; anatomical structure development; cell differentiation. The record is from RefSeq and is a predicted model, not a curated record.
UUAUAAAUUUUUUUUUUUUGUUUAAAAGUAUACAUAUUCAAACAUUGGAAUAUAUAGAUAUCCAAAUUAAUAUAUUUUAUCUUGCGUGUUGUCAGACGUUUCGUGUUAUCAACGAAUUCAUCGUACUUGACGAGAUUAGCUUCAAUCGGAAUACUUGACCUUGAACUUACAGCUGCUAAAUUAGUAUCAAUGUCAACUCCUUUUAAUAUUUCAUUGCACUUAUUUUUUAUUAUUCUUUAUUAUUCAUCUUCUAUAUCUGGAAUCGGUCGUUGUGUUGUCUAAUCCAAACGCGGAUAACUUAUCACUAACAAAAUAAUUUAAGUAAAUAAUUACCGAGUACCAAAGAUUCGUGUUAAGUGAUUGAGUGAACGAAACCAAAAUUCCAACCAAAAAGUCAACAUAAAUUUAAAUUUAAAUAAAAUAUAUAAAAGAGUAUUAUAAAGAAUAGUAAGAGAAUAUAAAAUGAGUGAUAUUUUAAAUUAAACACACAUAAGUAUAUGUGAUUUCUGUUAAACUCAUGAUUUAAUACGCACGGAAGUUGUGGGAUGUUUUGUGCAUUGUAAAAGAGAGUGAAUCGUUUAAAAUAUCAACAUCAACAAUAAAAAUAUAAAUAUAUAUUCACAAGAGAACAAACCGGUUAGCGUACAGGCGUCAAGAUGAUGAAGAAAGAGAAACCUAUGAUGUCGGUGACGGCUAUAAUCCAGGGUACUCAGGCUCAACAUUGGGCUCGUGGUAACACCUGGCUCAGUCUCGACAAUAGCAAUAUGUCAAUGUCUUCAGUUGGUCCUCAGAGUCCUCUUGACAUGAAACCUGAUACUGCGAGCCUCAUGAAUUCUGGAAAUUUUAGUCCUUCUGGUCCUAACAGCCCUGGAUUGUUUGUUGGCUGUCACAGCAGUUUAUUGAGUACUUCACCGGGUGGGCAAUCUAAAGGAGCUGGAUCACCUUAUCCACCGAAUCAUCCCUUAUCCGGCAGUAAACAUUUGUGUUCAAUUUGCGGCGAUCGUGCUAGUGGUAAACACUAUGGAGUUUACAGUUGUGAAGGCUGCAAAGGAUUUUUCAAACGUACUGUUCGGAAAGAUUUAUCGUACGCUUGUAGAGAAGAAAAAUCAUGUAUUAUUGAUAAACGACAACGUAAUCGCUGUCAAUAUUGCCGUUAUCAAAAAUGCCUGGCCAUGGGAAUGAAACGUGAGGCUGUUCAAGAAGAGCGUCAACGUACCAAGGAACGUGAUCAGAGUGAAGUUGAGAGUACCAGCAGUUUACACACAGAUAUGCCCGUUGAACGAAUUCUUGAAGCUGAAAAACGAGUUGAAUGCAAAUUAGAACAUCAAGGAAAUUAUGAAAAUCCCAUGUCAGGAUUUACUAAUGCAGCAAACAAACAACUGUUCCAACUAGUUGAAUGGGCAAAACACAUACCACAUUUUACAUCAUUACCUAUCGAAGAUCAAGUAUUAUUAUUACGUGCUGGUUGGAAUGAGUUAUUAAUAGCUUCAUUUUCACACCGUUCAAUGGAUGUUCAUGAAGGUAUUGUACUGGGUAAAGAUACAAUAAUUAACAGAAAUUCAGCUCAACAAGUUGGACUGAGUGCGAUAUUUGAUCGCGUAUUGUCAGAGCUUGUUUCUAAAAUGCGUGAAAUGAAAAUAGAUAAAACAGAGUUAGGAUGUUUACGUGCAAUAAUACUAUUUAAUUCUGAAAUACGUGGAUUAAAAUCAGCUUCUGAAAUCGAAAUCCUACGAGAAAAAGUGUACGCAGCUCUUGAAGAGUAUGUACGCAUUAACCGGCCGAAUGAACCAGGCCGAUUUGCUAAAUUAUUACUACGUUUACCGUCAUUACGUUCAAUAAGUCUAAAGUGUCUUGAAUACUUAUUCUUUCACCGUCUUAUUCAUAAUAUACCAAUUGAUUCAUUUCUUCUCGAAAUUUUGGAAUCUUCUUCGGAUUCUUAGGAUACGGAGGUGUGCCGAGUACUUGGGCACACCGAUAUGUGAAACUAUUUUAAUAUAAUUAUUCUUUAUUUUAUUAAAUUCAUUAUCAAUCAUCUCUUCGUUUUUACUUAUCAAUUCACUUUUAUUAUUGUUUAAUUUUUA